UCUUGUUUCCCAUUGUUCAAAUACCCCUUUCACGUUUGUGAACUCACUUGGAGUGGUUGGAUUCUAAAUUUAGGAAAAGAUUAUAUGAAUAGCUUCUGUUUGUAAUGUUUGUUUGAUUUGGUAGUUGUUUUGACUUCAUAUAUAUAGAUAUAUAUCUUGAAAUUUUGGUUGAGUUUGUGAAAUCUGAUGUGUGGGCAAUUGAAUUUUGUACUCAUGUAACUGAUACGAGAUUGCAAUUAUUUAUUUAUUGAAAUCUGUUUAUGUUUCUAAUUCUUCGUUUCUUCUUAUGUUAUACUUCUGGUAAUGGUGCUUUUGGGUUAUCAUUGAAUGUAAUAUUCCCCUUAUGGAUUAGUAGUUGCAUAUUUUACCUAUACAUUUCAGGAUUUUUAUUGAUUGAUAUACAAUUUUUCUCAUGAUUGGAUGUUGUUGGUGCAUUAUCUAAGCACCUAUUCUUUUAAUAGUAAUUUUAUAUUUGUUUGGAAUUCUAUCAGAUUGAGUAGGUUCUUAUUAACAUUCAAAUCAUCUUUUUAGUACUAAGAAUCUCCAACACUCAAAAAAUCAUCCGUAAGCACUAAGAGUUGAAGGAAACUUUCUUCCAUAUUGUUCUUGUUCUUUUUGAACAUGGUAGAGAGGGGGAAAAGGUUGUCAGGACUCAAAACACCAAUGUCAUGAACAAGCCCACAAUGCCCCUUCAUCUUGGCCAAGCUGGUGAACUCAGAACUACCCUCCCUCAUCAGAAACUGAACUCAACUUCCCUGUUUCAACUAUUGCACCCAAAUCUCAAAAUUAAAUCAUCAAUCUCUGCAAAAGUGAAUAAUUUUGAAAUUUUAAUUGUAUCCAACAAUACAAGACAAAAUCAUUUCAAAAUAAUCUCAAACUAAACUGCAUUUGAGCAAUGAGUAUGUACGGAUCAAAACAUGUUCACACACAAAAUUGUCACUUUUAUUUAUGUAAGCACUCCAGAAAUUCUAGGAAUCAUUAUAAUGAGUGGCACAUUAGUAAACCACAUUUAGUGAUUCUAGUAAUGUAAACAGGAAUGAUUCUAGUAACGUAAACAGGAGUUACUUCACUUGAGGUGAUUUCAAUCUUCUCUGUCCUCAUUGAUCUCUUCAAGAACAACCACAAGAGCAACUAUGAAGGCGUAGUCCACGUUUGGAUACACAGUCACCACAAACGUAUCUUUUCCAAGAACAACGCUUUGAACACUGUGUUUUAUGUGCAUCUACAAUUAAAUAACCAUUAAGAAAAACAACCCCUUUAAACAUAUAUGAUAGAGAUCAACUACUUGGGUGCCAUUUGGUUGUCACUAGUGAUAUGAGCUUUAAUCCAAUGUUUUAGGAUUUUGAAAAUGGGGAUCAUUAAAAUAGAAAUAAACUUGAGGAGGUUGCUUGCUGCUGCAUCUCAUCAACAAAAUCAAGCAAAGCUUAUACAUUAUGUUGCUACACUAAGAGAACAAUUAGAACAACUAGCUAAAGAGAGAACCUCAGAUGGAUUACCAAGAGUUUCAAAAGCUCAAGUGAAUGAUUAUUCAGAGAAGAUUGAAGCCCUUACUGCCAAAUUGGCUGCCCUUGUGAUGCGUCCUAUUUCUGUUACUUCUGUCAAAGAAAGCCCUUCCAAAGCAGUAAGAGAAAGUUCUAUUCCCACUUCUCCAGGAUUGAGGAGGAGAUUUGUCGCUCCAUCAAACAUUGAAGAUAGACCUCGUGAGAGUGUUGUGACUGAUUAUUCAGCGCCUGUCAAAUUGGAUGCUGCAGCACAGACUCAUAUUGACAAGCACAGAAAACUUCAAGAUGAUUUGACAGAUGAAAUGGUUGGGUUGGCACAGCAACUUAAAGAGAGCAGUCUCAUGAUGAGUCAAUCCCUACAAAACACUAAAAAAAUACUUGAUUCAACAGAGCAGGCGGUUGAACAGAGCUUGGCAAGCACAAGUCAUGCCAAUGUGCGUGCUAUGGAUAUAUACUCAAAGAGUUUCAAGACUACGUGUUUUACAUGGCUUCUGAUAUUUGUAAUGACAUGUAUAUUCAUCAUGGUCGUACUUCUUAUUCGUGUCACUUAGUGUAUUACAUUCAGUGAGAAGCAGCAAUCAUAGAUUCUGCAAGUCUUAUAGUGCUUGAAUUUACCAAUCAAACUAUGUUCCUCUGAUGUAACUUAUAUAUGCUUACGAUUUUGAGUAUU
Molecule: messenger RNA, 2172 nt
Organism: Camellia sinensis
Lineage: Eukaryota; Viridiplantae; Streptophyta; Magnoliopsida; Ericales; Theaceae
Source: RefSeq, a predicted model, not a curated record